AUGACCCUCUCAGAGUUCUUCCCCAUCCGCGAGCUGUCCACUUACCAGACCAAGUGGACCAUCAAGGGCCGCGUGACCAGCAAAGCGCCCCUGCGCACUUUCAAGCAGCGAAACGGCAGCGGCCAGGGCAAGGUCUUCCACGUGGAGCUGCUGGACGCCGAAGGUGGAGAGAUCCGCGCGAGUUUCUUCAACGACGCUGCCGACAAGCACUUUGAACAGAUGGAGGUUGGCAAAUGCUUCACACUGAGCAAGGGUCAGGUCAAGCUUGCCAACAGGCAGUACAAUGCGUGCAAGCACCGCUAUGAACUGGUUUUCGACAGGGCGUGUCAAGUCGAUGCAGUUGCAGACGAUGCAAAGAUUGACACGGUGAAGUUCACGGUGGUCGACCUACAUACCGUGCAGGGAAAGACACUGCCCUGCAGCGUGGAUGUUUGCGGCAUCAUCACCGCCUUCGAUCAGCCUUUCGCCUUUAAGUCCAAGGAUGGGAAGGAUCUGGUGAAACGAAUGCUGACAGUAGCCGACGACAGCGGCGUGAGCAUGCAAGUCACCAUUUGGGGAGACCGCGCAAAGAAGGAAGACUCAGAGUUUGCGGGCAAUCCAGCCGUUGUCAUGAAGGGAGUGUCAGUCAAGGAGUGGCAGGGAGGUUUGAGUGGUUCUCUGAUGGAGGGGGGAUCCCUGUCCUUCAACCCAGACAUGCCUGAAGCACAGAAGGUGAAGGAAUGGUGGACACAGGGUGGCCAUGCGCAGAGCCUGAAGUUCAUCUCACAGACUAGCGGCAGCGGCGGCGCUCGCAUCUCCGGCCAGACACUCGAUGUGCUGGAGAUGAAGCAGAAGUCCGAGCAGAUUGUGAACGAGCAGGAGAUGUACAGCGCCUUCUGCCGGCUUGCCUCCGUUCAGCUUCGCAAGAGGGACGAAGUACAGCCGCUCUACUACAUUGCUUGCUUGGAGCCGAAGGAAAGCAACAGCUUGCCGUGCAAUCGCCGUGUGGACGAGCGGGGCUUCUGCGCCGUUUGCAACAAAGUGGGCAAGUCUGCACCUCGCCUCAAUCUACGCUGCCGCUUUGAGGAUGCGACUGGCAACUUUUGGGUCACCACGUUCCACCAGGCCGCUGAAAAAGUUCUUGGAAUGACAGCGCAGGAGGUUGCCGACAUCGAGAAGAACGAAGGGCGUGAGGCGGUAGAGGCCAAGCUCAAGAGCUGCAACUACGCGCAGAUCAUGCAGGUGCAGCUACGUGCGAAGCCCGACAACUACAACGGCGAGCAGCGGACCAACGUUUCCUGCACGGCAGCUCAUCCUGUCAACCUUCGCGAGCAUGGACGCUUCAUGCUGAAGCAGAUCGACGAGAUGUUGGCAAAGGCUGUCUGCUGA
Molecule: messenger RNA, 1368 nt
Organism: Symbiodinium natans
Lineage: Eukaryota; Dinophyceae; Suessiales; Symbiodiniaceae
Source: the annotation of a GenBank genome assembly